CUGAACUAAAGUGUCGUACACAAAAGGGGGGGGAUCAACAAAAAGUGUUGGAAAAAGGACGCGUAAUCAGAUCAGCACAAACUCUAUAGCUAACGUUGCCGCCAGCGUGCACUCUUCUCUAAUAAUCUUACCCCCAAAUACCCCAAAUCCCAUCGGAGAGAACUCACUACCUCACUACUACUGUCACUACUACUGCCACUACUGCUGUCACUACCCGCCGUCCUUCCUCUCCUACUGUACCUUACCGCGCGACAGACCAACCCAGUCCAGCCCUACCAACACGCCCAGCCGGCCCAUCCAUCUCCCGCAAACCACCACACCACCACCGGGCCCCAACCCAACACCACCCACCCAAGCCCUGUUCCCGGGUCCCUUAUAUCAUACCACCCUACUAUAACCACAGCGCCAGUGCACUACCACACCACCACCACACCACCACCAACACACUAAAACGCCCUACAAAAAAAACACUUGGCAUGCCCGCGCGCACCCAAGCUCCCGCUGUGUCCGCGACGACGCCAUGUAUCCGGGCCUCGAGCAACGGCGGCGCUGCGUCACCCUCGCGCUGAUCCUAUUCAUCUCCUUCUUCCUGUGCGCGUCGUACUGGUUAUGGUCCGGUGGGGAGCAUGUAAGGCUUGUCCCGUCGUUUCAGGAUGGAGGUGCAGUUCAGGAUGGGAGUGAGGUGAAGGAUGCAGCUCCAAAGGAUGUGGUGACGAAGCCGUCGCUGGUGCCGGCGCAGGAGGAAUACACGCCGAAGACGGGGACUGGGGAGUUGAGACCGGAUGAGAUUGUGCUCUCGGAGUAUGAUGAGACGCCUAUACGGGAGAUGUGCGCCAAUACGUCGUGGGCGGAUAGUCGGAAUGUCGUGGUUAACUGCGCAGCUCGCGUCGGCGGAGUCGGCAACGUCCGCCAGGAAUUCCUCGUCUGCGUGCGCCAGGCCAUCGAAAUCGGCGCCUCGCUGAUCCGCCCAGAUAUCAUGCUGCGCUCUGAGGGGCUGAUAGAAUACCAGAACGGGCCGGUGCACAAUAUGUCGUACCUCUUCAACCUGGAGCUGUUCGACGCGCGACUACGCUCUGCAUGCCCGCAUAUGCCUAUCUACAACGACCUAGCAGAGGUUGAGCGAGUCGGAGAGAUAGCGAAGGUAGAUAGGCCGUGGGACUUACCUAAGGAGCAGGGUGUACAACUCUCAUUCACGGCGUGGGCGGCGUUGAAUCGCCAGGCGCGGGAUAAAAUCACAGUUAUCACAAUGCCACGGAUAACAGGACAGACACCCGUCUGUGCCGACCCCCCUCCCUUCGUCGCCAACUUCGGGCGCCUCGUCGAAUUCCGCCCCGACACCCAACACCUCGCCUCCUCCAUCCUCACCUCCCUCCUAACGCGCUUCUCCCUCCCCCCCCUCCCCCACCACGGCGUCUCAAACUCCUCUUUCAUCGGCCUCCACUUCCGCACCGAGAUCGACGCCGUCAACGUCGGGUAUACCAGUUUCGAAGAACAGACAGCGUCCUACCUAGCUUUCAUCGCAGAGGGUCCAAUCCGCACAAUCUACGCAGCGUCGGGUAACACAACAUCCCUCGACCUCUUCGCCAUCGAAGCCGCGAAACUGUCUCCCCCCGCUACCGUCGUAGCGAAAGGGGAUUUACUGUCCGGCGCGGAUAAAGCGGCCCUAGAGGCGUUGACGUGGGACCAGCAAGCUCUCGUCGACUACCUCGUCCUCGAGAAAGCGGCGCGGUUCGCGGGCGUGAGCGACUCCUCGUUUACCUGGGGGAUUGCGUAUGCGCGCCAGGUCAAGGUAGCUUCGAUCGGGGAUGGUGGAUGGUUACCCCAGAUCUCGGAUCAACCUUCCUCCCUCCCCGCCCCCGAACUUGCUCCAGUGCAGUGGCCGUCAGACGCUAAUUCAGACCCCUAA
Messenger RNA from Pseudogymnoascus verrucosus, 1906 nucleotides. RefSeq lists its product as uncharacterized. NCBI's taxonomy places the organism in Eukaryota, Fungi, Ascomycota, Leotiomycetes, Thelebolales, Thelebolaceae. Bases 521 to 1906 code for a protein of 461 amino acids. The record is from RefSeq and is a predicted model, not a curated record. The transcript has 4 exons.